GAAGCCAUAAGAGCUAAACUGAUUGACCUGGGAAAUUAUGUUGAUGAAGAGUUACCAGACUACAUCAUGGUGAUGAUUGCUAACAAGAAAACAGAAGCACAGAUGAAAGAUGAUCUUACUCUCUUUUUGGGUACUAACACAGAUAAAUUCUGUGGAUGGCUUCAAGGUGUCCUCAAUAAGCUCCAAGCAGCAAGGGAUGAACAGAAGGAGAAGAAAGAAAAAUCUAAAGACAAGAAGAAAAAAAGUAAGAAAAAAGAUGAAAAGAAAGAUAAGAAACACCGGUCUACAAGUGAGAGCAAAGCAGAUGACAAUGAAGAAGGGAGCAAAUCAUCAGCUGAGAAAGAUAUUGUACAACAACCAAAUGAAAUGACCCCAUUAGCUGAAGUCACCCAGAUCAGUGAACCUGUUAAUGAAACAUGUCAGAAACCUGCACAGGCUGCUCCCAAAAUAAGCACAGAAACUUCUUCAGAGUCUGCACCAGCACCUUCCUCAACUCAACCUGUAAUAUCCCUCAUCCCAGACACUAAUGAUUUCUUGGAUGAAGAGAUUAAGAUGAGUGAAGCAGCAAAGAAACCAGCUGCUACUGACUCUGUAAAGCCUACACAAGUGAAAGGCAAGGUCAAAGUCCAGACUGUUGCAUUGCAACCACAGACAUCACCCAAAGAGAAAGCCAAAGAAGUCAAAGUGUUACCUAAAGCAACAAGGGAGCAUUCUCUUCCCAUCACUGUUACUAUGGGUGGAGGUAGCUCUAGGAUGCAAGCUAAAGUUAGUCCAGAGUCUGCUCCAGCUAGAGGCUCAGUCAAGUCACGCCUUGGUGUUCCUGCCAUCAAAAGAAAAACAGAAAUGGAGGGGAGAAGGACCUUCACUACAAUGUCAACAGUAGUCAAAGUACCAAUUGUAUCCAUGAAAAGGCCAGGUCCAGGGUCUGUCAUUGGUCAAAUUAUUGAAGGCAAAGAAGAGGAUUCUGAUGAUGAACCAGUGGUCAAAAGAGUAGCCAGCACUGUCAAGCCACGAAGAAGACAGCCCUUACCAAAGACUAAACAGAACAGCAUGGCAUUGUUGAAGAAAGCUAUGACACAAGCGCAGGAGUCAACAAGUGUGUUUCCAGCUGCAGGUCAAUUUGCAGAACCAAGGAGAAUGAUUGUUAGAUCUGCUAGCCAGUCGGGAACUAUGAAGAUAGUUGCUAGGUCUAUCCCAGCUGACAAAGAGCCUUCCAGCAAGACACAAGCAGCACCUAAGAAAAUGUUUGCAGUAGCUGUGAGGGAGGCAAGCAAGGCUGAAGUUGCUCCUAAACCAUCAACAAAAGCCUCUGUGACUGUCAGACCUCUUGGUCUCAUGUCUAGAUCCCGUUUUAAGGAAGCUAAUGAGAGAGACUUUGAUGCACAUACCUACCAAAGAGUUGAGAAGAAGGCUGAAGCAGAAGAGGAGGAAGGGCUGGAGGAGGAGCAGCAAGAGAGUGUAGAAGAGAAUCUGGAAGUGGAGGAAGAUGAUGAUGUUGAAAAGGAAAUUGAGUUGGAAGGAUCAGCAGCAGACAGCACAGAGGAAAGUGAUGAAGAUGAUGAUGAUCAACGUCAGAUAAUCAAUACCAUGGAAACAGAUAAAGGAGAAGCGGUAGUUGUUGUGGAAUGUGAUGAGGAAGAAAUGAAGGUUGUAGAACUAAUUGAAGAGGAUGAAAGAGUGAUGGAGAUACAGGAACCGGUAUAUGACACCAGGAAUACCACCAUAGUUAGACCUCUUCAGUUUGAUAGGCUUACAUCUCUUAUGAAAAGAGAGCCACCUGCUCAGCCUCAAGUCUAUGAAACCCCAUCUCCUGCACCAGAGGACUCCAGCCCCCGAUUUAUCGUCACCAUGGAGGGUAAAAAACAGAGGUCUAAUAUUCGUCCCAAUGCCAGAGGUACAGCUAAACAAGUACCUGCCAUGUCUACUCAAUACCGCCCUACAUCCAUCUCCCAGCUGGACCCAAAUCAACGGUUCCUUCUCUCUCGGUAUGAGCCAAGUGAAGAGAUGGAGAUGGAUUUUUUGGAAGAAAAAGGGUUUGAUUACGAACCAGUUCAACCAAUGCAAUAUCAGCAGGUCAUUAUAAAAGAGAGCUCAUCACGGAUACGGAAGGAGGUUCCAGUAAAGCAAGUUGGUCCUAGUGAACAUCAACCAGUUAAAGAUUCUUUAUAUUCACCUCCUCACCCUCAGAUUGCACCUGUAACAUUCUCACUACAGGAGUCUGAUGAAGAACAUGUUGAAAUGGAAGAGAAAGUAAAUGAGAGAUGUAAGUUUUGGCCAGCCUGUAAGAAUGGCAGUGAUUGUCUCUUCUUUCAUCCAAGUACACCUUGCAGAACAUUUCCAAACUGCAAAUUUGGUGACAAGUGCCUGUUUAUACAUCCCAAUUGUAAAUUUGAUGCUACCUGUAUGAAUCCCACCUGUCCAUACACCCAUGCUACUAGGACUAAACCAGCCCCUGUCAUUAUUCAAGCUCCUCCAGUUAGAGCCUUUGCUGCAUUCAAACAAGCAACUGCACGCAAGACGAUAUGCAAGUUUUAUCCCAAUUGCAGUAACUCUAAGUGCCCAUUCAUCCACCCUGUUCAAAAGGUAAGAAAAUUCUCUCUACAACAAAUACAGAGUUUCAACAUUACACAGAGAGGUAAGCACCAUAUGGGCACCAAUCCUGCAGCAUGCUCAUGAAUAUUCAUAAGAUCUGUUGAUGAACGCCCCUCUUGCGCUUUUGAUUUUCAUACUCAGGGGAGCAUUUCAUCAAAAUUUUUGACAAAUUGGCUGAGAAGCACUAUGGUACAGUAACUGUCGGAUAAAACAGAUCUUGUCAGAAAACAUCGGACAAGCACCAAGCCUGUGCCUACCAAUAUCGCCGACAGAGUACAGAGAUAUGAAUAUUCAUGAGCUCCAGCUGCUGGAUUGAUGCCCAUAUAGUGCUUUAAUACCACAUGAUGACAUAUACUGUUCACAUUGCAGUCAGCACAAAACAAAUAUAAACCCAAAUAUGAUUCCUCAAGGUUGUUUUCAACUUCUCUCUUUAGAAAAAGUAAAGCUUUGUAAAAUGAAUUUAUGAUACCAAGAUGGAAAAAAGAUGAAUUUUUCAGCUUUCAUAAACUCCUGAUGCAUAUACUUGUAGAUCUUGUAUAAACUGGAAAAUAAUAUUUGCCUUUUUGUAUAGCAAAUAAAGAACAUCAUAUCUAGGCACUUGUAACUUCAUUGGAAGGGGUAGUAUUGAAACCCCUCCCCCUAUGAUGUAAAUAAAAAGAGAAGGUUGAUAGGAAAGAAAGGG
Messenger RNA from Lytechinus pictus (painted urchin), 3274 nucleotides. Its product is annotated as zinc finger CCCH domain-containing protein 14-like. Lineage: Eukaryota; Metazoa; Echinodermata; Echinoidea; Temnopleuroida; Toxopneustidae. Gene Ontology annotation, cellular component: nucleus; cytoplasm. Gene Ontology annotation, biological process: regulation of mRNA stability. The record is from RefSeq and is a predicted model, not a curated record. The coding region runs from base 67 to 2676 and encodes 869 amino acids. Gene Ontology annotation, molecular function: poly(A) binding; metal ion binding. The transcript has 12 exons.